AUGGCGGCCAGGAGUGUUGCCUUUCAGGCUGACAUCCUGGAGUGGCUCGUGGGAAAUAAAAAACCAUUACGUGUUCUGCGUAAAGAAAGAUAUGCGUUGGAAAAAGGAUUUAUUGCCUAUUUUAAUGAUUUCCGCGAUAUGAUGAGAGAAAUCCGAGGAAAAGAAUCUAAAGAAACACAGGUUGUUAAAGAAAAAAAAGAUGAUUCUGCAGGAUCCCAAUCUCUAAGUCAAUUCUAUGAAUCUGAAGAACUAGCAAAACGAAUGAAGUGGAAACGCGUAACAUGGGAUGAUGAUGCUGAUUAUACCAGUUUUUCAAGACGCAUUCUAGAUAAUGAUAACUUAUUAAAAAAUGUUUCCGCAUUUUCUUUUUUGUCUAUUCAUGUAACAAAGGAUCCUUCUUCAACAGAAGUUAUGAAUUUUCCAUCGCGUGAAAAAAAUGUGGAAUUGGGAACUCUUACGAAUUGGGUACUUCAAGAACGUGAUCCUAUUAUUGUUGAAAAAUAUAAAUCUUCUAGGACAAAAGCAGUUGGUGGUGCUUUUACAGUUGAUUGGACAGCUGGGGUAGUAAAGAUAAUGGAUUCUGCUUCAAUUCAGGAAAUUCUUACGUUUUUACAUACAGUGGCACCCCGAUUACAAGCUCUUCAGGUUCGUAUGGAAGAACAACAAACGAAAUUAGUUGAAGAUGUUCAAAAUGUUAAAAUUCGUGUUGGAGCAGAAGUUAAAUUUAAUGAUCAUGAUACUACUUUUUGGGAUGAUCCAAAACGUAAAUCAACUCCUGAUUAUGUGUCACCAGAUGAUGUUCAACAAUUCUUACAAAGUAUGUUAAAGUCUGCUUUUCUAUAUCGAUGGUUCCUUAAGGGACAUGGUUUACGCAUUUUACCUCCAGGUAGACCUUAUUUUGUUGAUAUGGAAAAGAAAGAGGUACAAAUUCCAGCAAACUUUGCUGAUUAUAACUGGUUUGGUGCACACCAACGCUUUGAAAGUAUUGAACGGUUUUUCUCAACUAUGAGAUCGUUGUGGUGGAUGUGGUUUUCACUAGCGAUGAUUAUUGUUGGGGAUGUCGAGCUAUUGUAA
This is a messenger RNA of Trypanosoma theileri, 1074 nucleotides long. RefSeq lists its product as uncharacterized. NCBI's taxonomy places the organism in Eukaryota, Euglenozoa, Kinetoplastea, Trypanosomatida, Trypanosomatidae. The transcript has a single exon. The record is from RefSeq and is a predicted model, not a curated record. The coding region runs from base 1 to 1074 and encodes 357 amino acids.